Molecule: messenger RNA, 1266 nt
Organism: Opisthorchis viverrini
Lineage: Eukaryota; Metazoa; Platyhelminthes; Trematoda; Opisthorchiida; Opisthorchiidae
Exons: 7
Coding region: 1-1266 (421 amino acids)
Biological process (GO): endonucleolytic cleavage in 5'-ETS of tricistronic rRNA transcript (SSU-rRNA, 5.8S rRNA, LSU-rRNA); endonucleolytic cleavage in ITS1 to separate SSU-rRNA from 5.8S rRNA and LSU-rRNA from tricistronic rRNA transcript (SSU-rRNA, 5.8S rRNA, LSU-rRNA); ribosomal small subunit export from nucleus
Cellular component (GO): 90S preribosome; preribosome, small subunit precursor; nucleolus
Molecular function (GO): RNA binding
Source: RefSeq, a predicted model, not a curated record
AUGUGGGUGGGAGGUUAUCCAAACCAGAUGCUCGGUGGCGCUUUAGAGAACAUAUGCAGUCGAAAACCUCCCAGACUGCAAAGGGCUCACACACACCCUCCAAGGAUAUAUGUCAGCUUCGCCGAAGCGACCUUCCUUAUCCCAGAUGACCGCUCCGUUCUGAUCCUUGAUGGUCUCGCUUACUGGUGGUUUCCGGGGGCCGGUCGCACGAAUCAAGCAAAGCAUUGCCGGUGUUCCGAGCCUCUUAACUUUCCGUGCCCACCAGACUUCACGACCGGCUCUCACGCUCACUUUCACUUGACAUCUGAUUAUUCGUCAAGCCAAAUUAUAUUCGGCACCGGCCGGGUUAUGUCUGGGAGAUUUAAGCAGUGCCACUGUUCAAUGUUAUACAAGGCCUUUGGACAUCCAGGGAAAAAGCCACUGGCAAAUGCUGGAGAGGAUUCAUUAAUUCGCUGUGUUGUUGGUCUGCGAAAACCGGAUGAAUCACCGUGCGCACAUCCAAACGGGGAUUCCCACGCAUCGUCCGAUGGUGACGACUUGGCCGAACCAGUCACCUUGCCGGGUUCUCUUCUCGCCCAAACGCUUUUCCGUUUCGAAGUCGGCCAUCCAACUGUUCUGGCUGCUAGCCUCUGUACCCAAUCUAAUGAAAGGCUUUGUGCUUGGGCGAAACAUCCCAUGCUUUCUCGCGUCAUCGAGGCUUUGCUUAACUCUCCUUCCGUCUCACUGAACCGGAAGUCCUACUUGAUUUCAGUAUUCGAAGAUAUUGCCAGGCUGUCCAAGUCUAGACAGGGAAGUCGAGAGGCAGAAAUCGAGUUCGAAACACAGACCUUUCGAUCAGUAAAUUCGCGCUCUAACCACUUGGGCCAUCUCGCACCAACGAGGCAUCGUCUGGCAGUUGAAGACUCUACCGGUCGGCUGAGUUUCCGAUUAGCACCUCGCAUCUCGAAGUCAGUCAAGCAACGACGUUCAAUUCAUCUGGAUACUUUUACUGUUUGUACGAUGGAGCAGUCCAGAAAACCGAUUGCACUUGCUGUAAUACUGUACUCGCUUGGCAUUGAUGUGUGCCGCCCAUCCGAAACGGAAAUUCAAGAUCCAAACGCAUUCCUCAUUACCUUCCGAUUUUGGCUGCGCACUCUCGGCGAUUUAGAGGCCGUUGUGGUAGGCUGUCUAGAGGUCGGUAUCGUCCUCAGUUACCGUGCGAAACGACCCUUGUUCAACUGGUUAAUGGUCGAUAGUCGCUUCCGUCGAGGAGUUUCACCAGCGUGA